UCCCAAAUCAGACUGCCUGCUCCUGUGAUCUUACGGACACCUGAUUAAACAAGGCGAAAUUUACUUCUGUGAGUUCAACUUGCAUAGAAUGAAGUUGUCCAAUAUUUACAAAAUGUCAGAUUCUGGGAGACAAUAAGAUGCUUCACGCAACCAGAAUCACCUGUAACUUCCUUGCAAGGAGUCGUAAAUCCUUCAUAAAAUGUCUAUCAGUGAUAAAAUAAGUCAACUAAUGAACAGAAUACCUGGAAGGCAGCGGUUUGGUAUAUACAGAUUCCUUCCUUUCUUCUUUGUUCUUGGUGGUGCUAUGGAAUGGUUUAUGAUUAAUGUUCGAAUUGCUGAUCAGACUUUUUAUGAUGUUUAUCGUAGAAAGCAGGCUGAGAAAUAUUACCAGAAGUUGGAAGAAAAAUGAAUUCAACACUGAAUUAUCUGUACAUAAUGGGUUCUAAACUUCUAAAUGAAACUAAGUUUCAGAGUUUGCUUAAAAUAAAUUAGAUUGACUGCACUUUGUUCAGUGAAAUGUAUUUUUGCUACUCUACCUUGCUUGAAGUAUUAAAAAAAAACAGAAUUACUGUA
Python bivittatus (Burmese python) is the source of this 573-nucleotide messenger RNA. Lineage: Eukaryota; Metazoa; Chordata; Lepidosauria; Squamata; Pythonidae. The record is from RefSeq and is a predicted model, not a curated record.